UCUUCCAAGCUCAGUGUCGAGCAACACGCACCGCGCGGCGGAUCGCCGGAUCCUGCAAUUCCGGAGAAACACAUCAGAAAGCUAUACCACUUUAUCCUACAUAUUGCGAAAAGAAGUAAACGCGAAAAAUCAGCUAAUUUACGGCAAUAUAAACGUUCUUAGCGAGAAUUGAGAAUCCAGAUAAAGGAAAUAUAGCAAUUCGUCGAACAAUAUUCGCUCGCCGUACAGUCGGCCGAAACAAAAGCUCGAAUCUCGGUGCAGACGAACAGAGAGAGACUAUAAUAUAAUAUCGCGAGUGAGUGUGUGUAUAUGUGCGGUCGCCUACGCCGUCGAGCAAAAUAUCGACACGAUCGAGUACGCAGGCAUAAUACAGCGAGUGAGAGAGAGAGAGAGAAAGGGACGUCGCACGCGCAGUUUAUCGCAGAUAUAUAGACUGCAUCAGGCUCGUCCCUCGGGGUCCUUGACAAGGAGAGAGAGAGAGAGAGAGCCGAGCGCGAUAUAUAUGCACGUACGCAUCCGCACUCACGCAGUCGCUGCGGGUGCGAGCGAACUCCGGAAAGGGCCGUAGUACACAUGGCUGCUGUCUGAGUGCGAGUGUACCGAGGGCUUCGCGCACACGCAGUCGAGGUCAUUUAUGUACAAGUGUACACACAUAUAUAGAGCUCUAUUCGAGUUCGCGCAUCAGCAGUCUCCUCUGCGCGAAUUGCUCCGCAGUGCGUCCUCGGAGGAAGAGGGAAUAGCAUGUUCGAGGAGGCAAAGGGCAUAGCCGAUAACGGAGAGCCGCCGAGAAGUAGGGGAAACAUCGACUCUUGGAGAUGCGUUGCUUAGGCUCCGGAUAGAGAGCUGUCGACGACGUCUCUCUCUCUAAGCGCUCUGUUGUUGUGCCGCCGUAUAAUAUACGUUCGAGUUACGUCUGCACGAAAGAGCGACGAGGACAGAUUCUCACCGGAAGAGAGUAGGGGGAUAAGACGAUCUAUAUACACACACACGUAUACAGUGCGCGCUGCUCUUGCUGUCAGAGCUCUGCAGAGUUGUGUCUACGAUUGUUUUUUCCUUUUUUUUUUGUUUGGUUAGAGUCUCCCACACCGCGACAGAUACAUCGUACGUGUAUAUUGUAACAAAAGAGAUACAUCGAAGUGUGUUGCUAGUGCUUUUCAUCAUCGAAUUACUACUUGGGGGGCAUCAGACUGUACAUAGCUGUGUGUAGUAGUCUCCGCGCCUACAUAACCUCACCUCGGCUGGCGAGUCGGGCUCUACUCGCGGAUGUGGAGCUGGUGAGAGCCGGCGUCGUCCACCUCUUGGUCGACUUUGUGAGACGAGUGUUCGCUGAACACACAGAAGGAGGAAGAUCAAGUGCAGCGCUUUUCGUUCAGCGAAGAGGACGUAAAAAGCACAGCCAAGAUGACGGCGAUGCUGGUCUUCGUCGCGGAGCUCUCCUCCAACAUCUUCUCCGUCCUCGCAGUGCUCAUCUGCUUCUGCGGAGUUUUCCUCUUCAUCAUGAGGAACAUGAUGGUACUGCGGGUCCACGGGGACGACCUGAUGUUCGGCGGUACGAGCGGAGUGAUGGCCCACUCGCCGCGCAUACCACAGAUGAAAAUGAUGAAGGUCCACAUACCCUUCACCUUCAAGCUUCACGAGAGCUUUAAAAGCACUUAUGCCGAGGUGGAGUGCGAGGUAUCCAGCCAGGUUGAGUACUCGCUGCAGGCGAUCUGGGGCGUCAGCAUCCGAGAGCUUCAUCUGGCGCUUUGGAAGCCCUGGAGCGCUUUGAGGGACGCCUCGCUCAAUGGCACUCUGCUCCAGGGACAUGCGCAGUACUUCACGCCCCCUCAAGCUAGACAGCCGCACGGCGAAGAAACACUGAGACUGUCAUUACCGGCACCCGAGCUGGAGCUUGGAACACCGCCGAGACUAUGCUACCCUCUGGUCAUCUUCCUGACGCGCAGAGACACCCGCGAGCUUCAUCCGGACGAGACGGUUGCGCUGGUGAAUGUCGUUCACAUUAAGGAUAGCGUCUGCACGCUGCCGACCUCGAUUCUCGCCCAGUAUCUGAAACAGGCUAACGGACAGUUGUCCUGUCUCAAGCAACUCUACCUGGCCACGGGCAACUCGACGAACUACGACGAGAUGGGCGUCUCCUCAGGCCUGGGACCAGCUCUGGCCUUGGCGGAGCCCUGUCCGAACAACGGCGGCAACAGCCGGGACGCCCUGGUCGCUUCCGCAGCCGGUGACAACGAGGGCUCGCUCUGGAGCAGCGCCGGUGAGCAGCUCUGCGUCGUCUGCCAGUACUUCCCGCUGUCCCGAGCUCUGCUGCCCUGUCGACACACCUGCAUCUGCGCCUCUUGCUUCGGCAAGCUCGACCGCUGUCCCAUGUGCCGCAGUCCCAUCAAGAGCUACUUCUGCAUCCGAGGCGAGGAGUACAUGCCGCCGGAGACGGAGCUGAACCCUUGCAAGCAGCGCAGACCAGGUGGGCAGCAGCAACACGGUACUGGGCCGUCGCACUGGCUGCACGACUGGAACGAUCGGCUCACCGAUUUCCUCGGUUUCACUCGGUAGACGCGAGAUCGAUUUUGUAUUGGCUUUCGUCCUCCUCUCCGGAGACGAGUCUGUCGAUUUUUUUAUCUCUAUCUCGACGUCUUCGGCUCGACGGACGGACUCGUUGAUUGUCUCUGUAAUCUCUCUCUGUGUCCGACUAAUUGUGACUGGAGAAACUUGUCGUAAACCUUGAUUGAAUCGACCGAUUUGACUUUGAAACUACGAAAAUUGUCUUUCUGUUUUCUGAGCAAACAUUUGUUCUUUGACUCUUUGCGAAAACAAGAAGCAUUACGGCGUCGAUACAUUAUAGACGCCGAUGCUGGCUAUAUAUUAUUGUAUCCGUACCACUGACUUCGAUUGAUUAUCCUUAUAAUUCUUAUUGACUUUGGCUCGUGUCGUUUGUUCACUUUAUUUUUUACAAAUCGUCACAGACUGGGACUUGCCAAUGCCAUUCCUCCUUCGUAAGGACUCGUCAAAGUGGUGAUUGACAAGACUUUUGUUUUUAAUUACUACAUUCUUUUUUAGAAUUUGUAUAAGUGAGUGUAUAACCGUCCGUGAAGUAUUUCAACGAAAGAGCGAAAUCCAACUUUUGUUUGUUUUUUUUUUUGCCUCGAAUGCGAAAAAUGCCGAUCACUCUCGUUUAUAGGAUUUCGUUUCGGUAUAAAUUAUUUUUCGAUUGCGCAUAAUCGUGCGGGAGUAUAAUUGAACAAUCGACAAAUGAGAACGCAAGUGUAACGUAGCUGCUCCAUCAUCCGAUAUACUUUGAAAUCUUCUUUGGAUUGACUAUUUUAUUCAUCGAUAUUAUUCGUAACGUUUUUUAAUAGCGAAAGAAUAUGUCACAAGUCCAUGUUUUAUCGUGCAUGUGAAAACCAAGGAAAAACAAAACGACAACAAAAAAACUAAGACUACGCUGCGAGCAGUUAAACGCGUAUUUGAUUCCAGGUGCCAAAUUAAAUUCUCAGGAUCGGUACGUUGCUCCCUUCGACGAGCGGAGAACACGGUAACACUGUAAAUAGAUCACCUGUAGCGUUUUUCUUUUUUAUUUAGCAAGUAGAUUGUCGAUGAAAGUAUAUAGAUAUAUAUUUACAAGCUAGAACAAUGCUCGCAGCCGUAUAUUAACUUUUUAACCAAACAGAUGAACGUAGAACGUUUUGAUUUCAUAUUUAUUCAAUAUAACGAUUCUUACUUUUAACUUUGCACUUGGAAAAGAGACAUUACUCAUUCGAUAUGUAAUAACGCGUAUUUGAAGCCGUCAUUCUUAAGAGAUUAAACUGCAUUUAAGAAAAAAAAUAAGGAGCACGAAUCGUUUAAUAACUGGUUUCUGAGAGGCCAUUUUAUAUAGUCUUUACAUCUCGGAUCACAGUAGUUUAAUGAAUUAAUAGAUUGAGCGAUCAAAUACAAUCACUUAAAUUACACCUACGUUUACGCUAAAUACAGAUAACAAAAAUUAUCAUAUAAACCUCGUUGCAUGUACUUUCUCGAGUAUUUUUACUCUCCCAAGCCAAGUCUUGAGAGCUUUUAUGCUUACGAAGGUACUCUAACAUUUGAACUUUCUUCUUCUUCACUCCUUCUUCUUCUUCUUCUUCUUCUUCGAUCUCGUUGAUUAUGAGAACGUAGGAACGUAAGUCUAUCAAGAAAAAAAAACAUGAGGUAACGUAGAAUCUAACUUAAGAUAAAGAAGGAAACUCUAAAGAUAAGUUGUAAAUACACAGUCUGUGAUAAUCCUGAUAAUAUCUGUAUAGUUGUGGAUUGUGCUCGGAUGGAAGGUGCUUCGGUCGAGAUAUACUUUACGAUCGAGAGCAGUAAUUUAAUUAUAAAACUUGCGUGCUGAAAGAUCGAAUGAAAUAAAGUGUCGAAACUUAUUAAACUAGCCUUAUUCGUAAUCUCCAGUAAUGUUUGCUAAGUUUUAUUACUUGAGUAGCGAAAAUGUCUCAGCAAGCCAUAGUAAUUUUGGCAAAAUUGUAUAUAAUUAUACAUUCGAUGUAGCAGCUAAGGCCUAUGAAGUCAAUGUAUUUUAGUAGAACGAAUUUAAUUACCAAGUUAUUAAUUUAUGCAAUAAGCAUAAUAUUCCAGUGAUGCGAAAAUACACAGUAUCCGUAUGCAAGGACUUGUACAUAAUUUAUUUAAUAAAGAGUGUC
Messenger RNA from Nasonia vitripennis (jewel wasp), 4670 nucleotides. Its product is annotated as cell growth regulator with RING finger domain protein 1. The record is from RefSeq and is a predicted model, not a curated record. Gene Ontology annotation, biological process: negative regulation of cell growth. The transcript is spliced from 6 exons. NCBI's taxonomy places the organism in Eukaryota, Metazoa, Arthropoda, Insecta, Hymenoptera, Pteromalidae. The coding region runs from base 1402 to 2553 and encodes 383 amino acids.